AUCCUAUUUACAGAACAUUGCAGAAUUGUGUAAUGGUCAUUUGCACAAACUUCAAACAACAAAGCAUUCUUAAUUUUAAGUGAUAUACGUAUAUAUUUAUUGCACAUUUUUAUCAAUUAGUGUGGUAAUUUAUCAAACAGAAAUGUCUUUUGACUCGUAUCCUCUGCCAUUGUCAUCUUCUCCUCCUCCUCUGGAUAUUCUACCCUCACCAACUGAAGAAGAUGAAGAAGAGUUUGGGCAACGUGUUGGCAUUGGAUCUCCUGUGUUUGACAUUACAGGCUUAUCAGAGAAGUUGCCACCUACUCCACAAGUCAGCCCAGCCAAACAUAAACAGAGCAGAAUUGAUUAUGCUCUUCGAGAAGACAACUCUAGUCAUUUUCCUGGAACAAAAAAUUUACGCAAUAAUUUUUCAUCAGUUGGUGAACAUGUUGACUCUCCCCCUGAAUGUUUGGGAUUUAAUCAUCCUGGAAGCUUUAAUAAUAUUUCAGUUAAUUCUUUAGGUCCAAUAAGAUCACAUGAGAAGGACCCGUGUCCAACUGCAGAAUUUGUUCAUGAAAAUUUUACUCCAAAAAUUACAAAUGCAUCAUCUUGUAGUGAAAAAAUUUGCCAUGAUUUUGAAGAUGAUGAGUUUGGAGAUUUUGCAGGAGUUGACAUGGAAUCAGAUCAACUGUCGAAACUCAGUGCAUCGGUUGAAAAUAAGCAUCCCAGUAGAGAGGAAAUCCACGAGACUUGUAGAAAAGCUGAUGAAAAAAAUCCUGACUCUCUAGAUUUUAGGGACAUUUCUAGCUUGAAAAGUAAUCUAGAUCCAGUUAAUACCAUGAGUGUUGCAACGAGUACUCCUGCCUCAGGGACAGUUGUUAUUAGAUCCAAUGUUCCAUGUAUAGUUGAGCAUGUUGAACAAUCUGUUGAUUCUUGUCAUAGUCAAGUUUCAGCAAGAACAUUUUUUCCUUCUGUGAUUUCAGACAUGAGUACAUCUAGUCCUAUUGUAAGCAUUGUUAAUUCUGAAAUUGUGUCUGGUGACAGCAAAGCCAAGACUGAAACAUCUGAACUGGUGACGGAUGAGCAUGGACAUCUUGUCCCCUGGAAACCUUAUGUAAUGAACACAGAAGAAGAUGUGUUUCAUUAUUUCCAAGCCCCUACAGAAACAAGUGAAGGAAGUGACUAUAAUUUGGAACCACACAAACUUGAAUCCGAGUCCGAUUUGAAGCCAUCUGAGCUACAGAUUCAAGAGUCCCAAGAUAAAAAGCAAUUCUCUAGAAGAAUUCAUGCAGAGGAGAUCUCAUCAGAGGGCUCAAUAGACAUUGAACUAGACGAAAAGAAAACGACCGAAAAUAACAGUGAAAUAAAAUCUUUUGAUGCCAAUAAAAGUAUUGUAACGCCUAUAAGUUUAAACAGUCCAAUAAAGGUUGCUGAUGACCCUGGUGCUGAGGAGGAAUUUGAACCAUUUGCUGAUUUUAAUUCUUUUCCGAGAGUUGAUGAAACAUUUCAUGCAUCUGUUGACGGCUCCAUUGUCAGCAUACCUGCUGUAGUGGCUGACGAUGUAGUAAUGUCUUGCUCUCUUCCCACUAUUGAAGGCAUGUCUGAGAACAGCCCUGAUGACGAUUUCGGCUAUAGAGAUAUUGAUGCCGAAGAGGACGACCUCAAAUCAGAAGCUCACAAGGAUCUUCCUGCGGUAGAAGCUAAGAAUGAUCGUAUUAUUUUUCAAGAAACGAAAGGAGAAGAAAGUUCAAUUGAAAAUUCCAGAAAUGUUGAUGAAGACGAAUUUGCUGAUUUUGUUGCAAGCACUGAAGUAAACGAUGAUCAAAACAGAGAAGAAUUUGAGGAGUUUGCAAGUGCCAAAAUUGACGAUGCUUUUGGAGAAUACGGUUCUGAAAGUGCAAUCUUGAACCCAAAUCCAACGAUGCUUGCCGACUCUGACAAUGAUGAUGACGGAUUUGGUGAAUUCACCGAGUUCAGCGAAGCGGGAGGAAUGAAUUCCGGUCAUUUUGAUUUCGCCGUCGUGCGUGAAGCCUCACAGUCAUUCUCAAGAUCCACCAGUUUGGAAAGCAGGCCUGAGGUAGACAGCAUCAAGGACCCUUUGUUGGCGAAGUUGGAUGGCCUGGUGCGGAAGUGGAUAACUCCUGCAGCGGAGGAUCUUGCCACACCAGGGCCUCCUCCUGAGCUGCUGCGCGACGUCGUGAAGGGCGACGCGUUUGUGUGGCGUAAACUGGAGAGCGUGGAGUGGCGUGGCGUCGUGUGGCAGUCGUCUGUGGCGAACGGUCUCCUGCUCAGCGCUCUCAACAUGGACGCCAGGAAUAUUUUGUACAACCAGAAGUGGAGUUCAUCCGUGCCUUUAUUUGCUCAGUCUCUGGGCUUCUCACCACUCACGCCAGCAAAAUCCUCGUCAAUGAGUGGCUUGUCGCCGCACUCCAGCGCUCCGUUGACUCAUAACAGCAACGGCUCUGGCAACUGGCAGCCGAAACCGAUGUUGCCAGCAAGUGGUGACAGCUGGCAGCUGCCGCAACCCAAGGGCGACAACGACUCAUGUCCCAGCGAGAGCAAAGCCUUACGGGAUGAGAUCUUACCGCAGCCAAUGGACGUUUCCAGUUUAGACAUUCUUCAUGCAUCAUCCAAACAGAACACAGUUUCUCCUUCUUCGCAGCUUGAUUGGCUCUCGUAUGAUGGCAACGAACACAUCACAUCACUAAAUUCCAAGUGCGUGGACAAUCGUUCAGGGUCGUCGGGCGGCAGCGAGUCUACUCUACCAGCGGCCGUGCAGCGCCUGCUGGCCACCUCAGUCGCCACGACCGUCACGACGCUCGAGGAGCUCACACCGCGGGAGCGGCAGUUCGUGCAGGCCUUGCCCGACCUUAGCUUCAUGACCGCUCGUGUAUUGAUGUUCCCUAUAGCUCGUGACAAGGAAUAAUGGCUCUCUCGUGCAGGCCUUGUUCGUCCUGAGCAGUAUUGAAGUUCCCAAUAUCUGCUGAUAAUGCAUAAUAAUGCUCUCGUGUUGUCCUUGCCCCACCUGAGCUUGAGUAUUGAGGUUUGAUGUGAAAAAAGGCGUUCAUAUCUGGUCACUUUUUUCCAUUUUUUUUUGCAGUGCAGUCAUUUGGCAUUUUCUCGAUGGUCCGAAAGGGUGAACCACAGUUUCUGUCUCCAGUGAUGUUUUAAAUUUGUAUUGUUGCUGAUGUGUAGGUUAAUUUUUUAGGGAAGCAUGAGUAGACUGUUGAGUCUUGAACCUGUCCGAGUGGGAGUAUUCUACAAGUUAUGAGUUCAUUUUGACUCCAGUCCUUGUGAUUUCCCAUUUUUGAGCAAGGUCAUAAUUGAGGAAUAUGCAGCGGCGUUCUUUUCUUGAUUGCACUUUUGAAGAAUAGUGGACAAAUUAUUACACAUUCAAAGUGGAUCACGAGCAACUGUACUUCCAAUAAUUCAAAUAUAAAUACUGCCGGGAAUCAGAAAAACCUUAUGAGGGAAGGAAAUUCAUACUGUAGUUCGUCACAGCUAAACCAGACAGUCUAUUUUACUUUCGAAUGUUAUGCUAUUCAUUGGAGUGACACAAUACACGGUUUACAUAUACUAAAAUUUUAAUUCUUACAGACUAGAGAAUUACAGCUUUGACUAAGAUGAAUAUCUGUUCAUAACGCUAAUUGAAGAUUAUCCAAUAUAAUGGUCCUGGUAUUCUCUUUGUUGUACCUUAUCGUCAAAAAUAUUUAUUGCCUCAAUUCACUGCCAUCAUAAUUUAUUAAUUGUUUAAAUUAGUUAUCCAGUUUUUGAAGUGUACGUAUUUAUUUCGGUGUUGACCAAUUUUCUAGACGCGCCUUGGAUGGUGUUUAUUCUUUGCAUGUCCGUCCCUUUUUUCAUAGUUUUCUUUUUUUACUUCUCUUGAUUUUUCCUUCAUAAGAAAAUGAUUUGUUUCCUUUUUGCUUCGAGAUUUAAGCGUGUAUGUUAUAAAUCUUAUGGAUUUUGUAAAAGUUCCGCUGCAAGAAUUCAAAGUCAGGUCAAUGGAAGUUGACAGUCAGACAAACCGAACACAAGUUGUCAGAAAUAAUGAAUCUUUGUCAGGGAUUCACUUCAGCUGCUCUUUUAUUAAGUGUGGUUUCCAAGCUUCAAUAUUGGUGCAAUAUAUUACUAAUUUCUGUAUAUACGAGUAUCAAGCAAACUUGCCCAGCCGUGAACCACAGGACUCGAUGUAUGUACUUUUUCUAAAAUCUUUUCCUGUUGGUUUGAUCAGUGGAGUUUGGCGGUUCAUCAUCUGUUUGUUUUCAAUGCUUCGUGAAGCAUCGAAUAAUUUGAACCGAUGAGAGUGUGACUGAGUAAAUUAACAAUACUAGACUAUAAUUUUACUACGUUGUAUGUGUAAGGAAGAUUAUAUCGACGUUAUUAUUAUGUGUGAAAAGUCGAUGGAAGGUUGUGAUGCCUUAGCUAAGUUAGCUUAGAGUAUUAAAAUCACUCAUGAUUGCCUUACUCGCUCAUGUCGAGUUUUGCCGACAUCUUGCCUGUUUCUGUGGAGGCCCGAUGUGUCGUCGAAGAUCUUCUAAUACACAAAGAUGUCGACUUAGUUGAUCAUAUAAAGGAUACAAUAAUGGAAAAAAAUAGUUAAUAAGGUACAAAUCCAAGUUAAUUUCAUCACCAAAAACUUACAUGGGCUCUCACUAACUGAAAACGAAGGAACAAAAGAUAAUUCGCAUCUUUCAGCUGUUGUCUGCUAAUUCGAUAACUAUGGUGGAGUGUAAUAUUUGUCACCACAUUUAAUUCAUGCCGCGAACAAUUGUCUAAUUACAAAAAUUGAUAUCUUUGUGCAUUAGUAUGUCUUUGAGGAUGCAUUGCAUAUUUUUUCUGUGUAUUAAGAUAAAUAACUACUCGUUUUCUGGGCACACUUGGCGCGCUGACCUAACAUGUCGGAGAAUAAUUUGAUGUGUGCGCAGCUGUUGGUAUUGCCAAGUGUUCUAUCAGAUAAGUGUAUCACAAUCGAGGACCUAGAAUGUGAAUAAUACACAAGGCUUUUUGUCCCUGUAAGCCUCAGCGUGGGUGAUAAUGUAUCAAUAAUAUUGAAACUAUUAUCUUACAUGGCGGGAACCAUGUCCGACUUUUUACAUCUUUCUCAGUUAAUUUUAAUUUCAGUGAAAUUCGUAAGGCUAAAACACACAUUCCAUUUUUAGACGUAAAAUAAAAACACAGUU
Messenger RNA from Hyalella azteca, 5159 nucleotides. Its product is annotated as aftiphilin-like. The transcript has 5 exons. Gene Ontology annotation, molecular function: clathrin binding. Lineage: Eukaryota; Metazoa; Arthropoda; Malacostraca; Amphipoda; Hyalellidae. Gene Ontology annotation, cellular component: trans-Golgi network membrane; AP-1 adaptor complex. Gene Ontology annotation, biological process: intracellular transport. The coding region runs from base 143 to 2905 and encodes 920 amino acids. The record is from RefSeq and is a predicted model, not a curated record.